Molecule: messenger RNA, 2940 nt
Organism: Beauveria bassiana ARSEF 2860
Lineage: Eukaryota; Fungi; Ascomycota; Sordariomycetes; Hypocreales; Cordycipitaceae
Product: helicase associated domain-containing protein
Exons: 1
Coding region: 1-2940 (979 amino acids)
Biological process (GO): mRNA splicing, via spliceosome
Cellular component (GO): spliceosomal complex; intracellular anatomical structure
Molecular function (GO): ATP binding; RNA binding
Source: RefSeq, a predicted model, not a curated record
AUGGGCGAAGAGCAAGAAUAUGACGGGUACAAUCCUAAGCGACGCCGCUUGGAUGGCGCGCACUCGAGAAAUCGAUUCGGCAAAGACUCACGCGGAUCGACGCCGCGCGCCCAUUCACGCUAUGCGCCAACGCCGGCUCGCCAGCAGGAGAAUGAGCAACAGCCUCCCGACGAGGAUUGGAAAGUGCUAGACCGGGAUUGGUACAUGCAGGAUGAGUUUGGGGGGCACGCUUUCGGUGACGAGACGCACAACCCCUUUGCGUCCUACGAAGUGUCGACCGCGGAGGCGCUGCAGCUCGAGUCUGCCCAGGCCGAAAAGAUGACCAGCCGAUACGACGCGCGACAGGAACAACGGCGCAAGGAAAACGACGCCUGGGAGACGAACCGAAUGCUGGUGUCGGGCGUGGCCCAGCGGCGCGACAUGGCCUCAGACUUUGACGACCAGGAGGCGACCCGCGUGCAUCUGCUUGUGCACGAGCUGCGGCCGCCGUUCCUCGACGGGCGCACCAUCUUCACAAAGCAGCUCGACCCGGUGCCGGCGGUCCGGGACUACCAGAGCGACAUGGCCGUGUUUAGCCGUAAGGGAAGCAAGGCUGUCAAGGAGGCACGCCAGCAGCGAGAGCGGCAGAAGCAGGCACAGCAGGCGACGAGCUUGGCGGGUACCGCGCUGGGCAAUAUCAUGGGUGCCAAGGAAGAUGACGGCGACAGCGCGCUGCCUGCACCGGUCGAGGCGGAUACGGAGACUGCGGAUCGCAAGGGCGGUAACAAAUUUAGCGCGCACAUGAAAAAAGCCGAGGGCGCAAGCGAUUUCAGCCGCAGCAAGACAUUGCGGGAACAGCGAGAGUUUUUGCCUGCGUUUGCGGUGCGCGAGGAGCUGUUGCGCGUCAUUCGAGAAAACCAGGUCACGAUUGUAAUUGGAGAGACGGGUUCGGGUAAGACGACGCAGCUUACGCAGUUUCUGUACGAGGAUGGGUACGCCAAGACCGGCAUGAUUGCGUGUACGCAGCCUCGUCGUGUUGCGGCAAUGAGUGUCGCUAAGCGUGUAGCGGAGGAGAUGGACGUGGAGCUGGGAACGACUGUUGGUUAUUCCAUUCGUUUUGAGGAUGUCACGAGUAAGGACACCGAAAUCAAAUAUAUGACGGAGGGUAUUCUGCUACAGCACUCUCUCACCGAGCCCGACUUGGACCGAUAUUCGUGCAUCAUCAUGGAUGAAGCCCACGAGCGUGCUCUCAAUACUGAUAUCCUGUUUGGUUUGUUCAAGAAGAUUUUGUCGCGCCGGCGCGACUUGAAGCUCAUUGUCACUUCUGCCACCAUGAACUCUAGGCGAUUCUCCGAGUUUUUUGGUAAUGCGCCUGAAUUUACCAUUCCUGGACGUACAUUCCCCGUCGACGUCAUGUUCCACCGCUCGCCUGUCGAGGAUUAUGUCGACCAGGCGGUGCAGCAGGUUCUCGCCAUUCACGUUUCUAUGGAUCCCGGUGAUAUCCUCGUCUUCAUGACCGGUCAGGAGGACAUUGAGAUUACCUGCGAGCUGGUCCAAAAAAGGCUGGACGCGCUCAACGACCCGCCCAAGCUGAGCAUCCUGCCCAUUUACAGCCAGAUGCCCGCCGACCUGCAGUCCAAGAUUUUUGAACGCGCCGAGGCGGGCGUCCGCAAAUGCGUGGUCGCGACCAACAUUGCCGAAACGAGUUUGACCGUCGACGGCAUCAAGUACGUGGUGGACGCGGGCUACAGCAAGAUGAAGGUGUACAACCCCAAGAUGGGCAUGGACACGCUGCAAAUCACACCCAUUUCACAAGCCAACGCCUCGCAGCGGUCCGGUCGCGCCGGCCGCACAGGUCCCGGCAAGGCCUUUCGGCUCUUUACCGAAAAGGCCUUCAAGGAGGAGCUCUACCUGCAGACAAUUCCAGAAAUCCAGCGCACCAAUCUUGCCAACACGGUGCUAAUGCUCAAGUCGCUCGGCGUCAAGGACCUGCUCGAGUUUGACUUUAUGGACCCGCCGCCGCAGGACACCAUUUCGACAUCCAUGUUUGACCUGUGGGCGCUCGGCGCGCUCGACAACCUCGGCGAGCUGACAGAAAUUGGCCGCAAGAUGAGCGCGUACCCAAUGGACCCGUCGCUCGCCAAGCUGCUCAUCAUGGCGGCCCGCUACGGCUGCAGCGAGGAGAUGAUUACGAUUGUGUCGAUGCUGUCGGUGCCCAACGUGUUUUACCGCCCCAAGGAGCGCCAGGACGAGGCCGACACGCAGCGCGAGAAGUUCUGGGUGCACGAGUCGGACCACCUGACGUACCUGCAAGUCUACCAGGCGUGGAAGGCGCACGGCUUCUCGGACGGCUGGUGCGUCAAGCACUUCUUGCACUCCAAGUCGCUGCGGCGCGCCAAGGAGAUUCGCGAGCAGCUGCUGGACAUUGCGCGCAUGCAAAAGAUGGAGCUCGCCAGCUGCGGCAUGGACUGGGACAUGAUUCGCCGCUGCAUCUGCUCCGGCUACUACCACCAGGCGGCGCGGUACAAGGGCUCGGGCGAGUACAUUAACCUGCGCACCAACCUGCCCGUGCAGCUGCACCCGACGUCGGCGCUCUACGCGGGCCACCCGCCCGACUACGUCGUCUACCACGAGCUGGUCCUCACCUCCAAGGUGUACGUGUCGACGGUGACGGCCGUCGAUCCGCACUGGCUGGCGGACAUGGGCGGCGUGUUUUACUCCAUCAAGGAGAAGGGGUACUCGGCGCGGGACAAGAGAAUCACGGAGACGGAGUUUAACCGGAAAAUGGAAAUCGAGGCCAAAAUGGCAGAGGAUAAGCGGCAGGAGGAGCUGAGGCUCCAGGACGAGGCGGAGUGCGCGAGCCAGGCCAAGAAGAAGAUUAACAGCGCGGACGGGAAAAAGUUUGUGACGCAGGGUGCGGUGAAGAAGCCGGUGGUGAAAAGGAGAGGACGUGGUUUCUAA